This is a messenger RNA of Artibeus jamaicensis (Jamaican fruit-eating bat), 1164 nucleotides long. It is a transcript of the gene NTAN1, whose product is annotated as N-terminal asparagine amidase. NCBI's taxonomy places the organism in Eukaryota, Metazoa, Chordata, Mammalia, Chiroptera, Phyllostomidae. Gene Ontology annotation, cellular component: nucleus. The record is from RefSeq and is a predicted model, not a curated record. Gene Ontology annotation, molecular function: protein-N-terminal asparagine amidohydrolase activity. The transcript is spliced from 10 exons. Gene Ontology annotation, biological process: ubiquitin-dependent protein catabolic process. Bases 87 to 1019 code for a protein of 310 amino acids.
GGGCGACCCGGGGGCUGGGCCGGCGGGCAACCGGCGGCUGGGGAGGCCAUCGCCUCCCUGGGCCUGCCGGAGUGGCUGCCUCCGCGAUGCCGCUGCUGGUUGAGGGGCGGCGAGUGCGGCUGCCGCAGUCUGCUGGAGACCUCGUCCGAGCCCACCCGCUUCUGGAGGAAAGAGCCAGACUUCUCAGAGGUCAGUCUGUUCAACAAGUGGGACCCCAGGGCCUUCUGUAUGUUCAGCAAAGAGAGCUUGCAGUGACCUCCCCAAAGGAUGGCUCCAUCUCCAUUCUGGGUUCUGAUGAUGCCACCACUUGUCACAUUGUGGUCCUGAGGCACACAGGUAAUGGGGCCACCUGCUUGACACACUGUGAUGGAACCGACACCAAGGCUGAGGUCCCCUUGAUCAUGAACUCCAUAAAAUCCUUUUCCAACCACACUGAAUGUGGAAGGCUGGAGGUGCACCUCGUGGGCGGCUUCAGUGAUGAAAGGCAGUUGUCACGAAAACUAACUCAUCAGCUUCUUAGUGAAUUUGACAGACAAGAAGAUGACAUUCACUUAGUGACAUUAUGUGUGACAGAAUUAAACGACCGGGAAGAAAAUGAAAACCACUUUCCAAUCAUUUAUGGCAUUGCCGUCAACAUUAAAACUGCAGAGAUUUACAGAGCCUCCUUCCACGAUCGCGGGCCGGAGGAGGAGCUGCGUGCUGCACGCGCUUUAACAGGAGGACCAAUGAUUAGUAUUUACGAUGCAAAGACAGAACAACUUCGUAUAGGGCCGUACUCCUGGACGCCAUUUCCACAUGUGGAUUUCUGGUUACAGCAAGAUGAUAAGCAAAUAUUAGAGAACCUUUCCACGUCACCUCUGGCGGAGCCCCCCCACUUUGUUGAACAUAUUAGGUCUACCUUGGUGUUUUUAAAAAAAUACCCAUCUCCAACAAACACACUCUUUCCUGGAAAUAAAGCUCUGCUCUACAAAAAAAAUGAAGAUGGCUUAUGGGAAAAGAUCUCUUCUGCAGGGAGCUAAAAAUAGGAAAUUACCAAAGCAACUUUUUGGCAUGACAGAGACUAUUGGUGGGGGUUGGACAGAAUAUGAAUUUGGAAUCCACAUCUGUUGAGUCUUGGUGUCUUUCAGAUGACUUUCAAAAUAAAAUCUUAUUUUGGCAAAGGCA